AUGGCGCAAUAUUUAGCACUUGAUCCCAAAGAAUUAUACAUUUAUCAUCAACUUUUUGAAAAAGUAGAUGUCGAUAAAAAGGGUGUUAUUGAAGGACAAAACGCAGUUAAUUUUUUUAAUAAAACUGGACUGCCAAAAACAACCUUAAGAGAGAUAUGGGCGCUUGCUGAUAACAAUAAUAAAGGGUAUCUAACGCGGGAGGAGUUCAUUAUUGCUAUCAAAUUAGUCGUCAAAGCACAAAAUGUGCAAGAUCUCAACCUAGCCAAUAUAAAUACAGGGUGUCUUCCACGAUUAGAUAGAGACCAUGUUGAUAAUGUGGGAUUUGCGAAUUUUGUAAUUCCAAAUGAAGACCGAGAAAGAUAUAAGCAAAUAUUUGUUAACAUUAAUCCAGAUAAUGGCGUUUUGGACGGAGAAAAAGCCAAACAAUUUUUUUUGAAAUCUAAGUUGCCAAUAGAUAAAUUAUCUCAAAUUUGGGAUUUAGCUGAUACUAAACACAGAGGUAAUAGUAGCAGAGCUCAAAAUUUUCAG
Dentiscutata heterogama is the source of this 528-nucleotide messenger RNA. NCBI's taxonomy places the organism in Eukaryota, Fungi, Glomeromycota, Glomeromycetes, Diversisporales, Gigasporaceae. The record is from the annotation of a GenBank genome assembly.